AUGAACACAAGGCUUGAGAUCCCAGUUUCGCCCCACUUCUUUGGUGAAAAUUUCGUCACUUCUAGACCAGUUAAGGAUUGCAACACUGUUGGUGUAACUUCUCUAGGUCCUUCCAAAACAAUGUUGCUUAGCUUUCCCAAAAUUGGGCAAGAACCCUCUGUUCUUGAGGAACCCGUAAACACUGGCAACAAGAUCCGCGGUCAUCAGCCUUUAAACAAGUGUCCUAAGCCUCCAGAUCCCUCUCUAGCCCAUCAAGCAAACCCAAUGGAAAUCGGGCUAGUGAAGGUGAAGAGGGUGAAGAGGAUGGCAAUGGAGAUCAGUAAAGAAGUGGGUGAUGGUUUUGGGGAGUGUGCACGCCAGGUGUUUGUGCAUUUGUUGUCAGAGAUGAUGGGAGAAUCUUGGGUGUAG
This is a messenger RNA of Dovyalis caffra, 408 nucleotides long. NCBI's taxonomy places the organism in Eukaryota, Viridiplantae, Streptophyta, Magnoliopsida, Malpighiales, Salicaceae. The record is from the annotation of a GenBank genome assembly.